UUUCUCUUAUCGCACUUUGCCAUACAAACACACAUUGUCGUCGUCCCCUUUGUUAUUGUUUAUUAUUGCAGCUAUUAUUAUUGUUGCUGUAGCUUUUGCAUAAAUAGUUUUUACGAUAUUAACACUGUAAAAAAUAUAUAUCGAAAUAGUCGACAUUAAUCUGCCAAAAGAAGCCACAUUUCCCAACAACAAACAAAAACAAAAACCAUGGUCUAACAUCAAUCAAGCUCUGAUGAAAGUGGUUACAUCACAAGUUGGUUUUACAAUGAAAAUCUGAGAAGUUUCGGUACAGUUUCAUCUGGUUGCCAUGAUUUUUAGUCUCGUCUAUUAUUUAAAUGCCAUCGUUCGUUGGUGUACCGACAGACGACGGAGCCACAUGUAUCUGAGAGAAAUCGGCAAGACGUUAAAGAAAUCCAGUGUAUUAUUCCAGCAAGUCAAACAUAUAGGGGAAGCAACUGAGUCUCUAACAGUCAUCCAGCAGUUAUCGCCCUUUCUAAAAAAUGUUCUCGACUCGAGGUUUUCUGCUCCAUUGGUGCAAGAUGUCCAUCUCCAUCUCGUCUCCAUCCACCCAGCUGUGACAGUUAACUUAAAAGACUGGCAUCUUUAUCGAGAUGUCUCUAAAGAAGACAUCCAAUCAUUUCCUCACGAUAUUUUGACUAUCCUUCUCGAAGCUGGCAUCACCCAUUUAACUUCCCCCGUUGAUAACCUGGAAGAAACUGUGAAAGAAGACUGUGUUCAGAUCCAUGAUUAUGGCAGAACUUUGGCCUGGAAAGCAGGAAUGCCAUGUUCUAUUUUAAUGUCUUGUACACCAAGUAACCUCUUGAAUAUGGGUCUGGCAGUAACAAAUGGUAAAUUACGCUUCCAAGAAUUAACAGUGGAAUCAAUUUUAUCCAUAAAUAUAGAAGGGUGUGGCUCUAACUUAAUCCUUCCUCCUGCCGUGAAGGACAACUUAAAACGGUACAGCAUCGGAAGUGAGAACAGCAUCGAUGACCAGGAUUCUUGCUGUUGCCAUUCUAAUGAAGCCUUAGCGUCACCAUGUGCCAGUGAGAAUCACUCGGAUGAAGACCUCUUGCUCGACAGUGAUUCAGAAAUGGCUGCUGGAGAUGUGAAAUAUGAAAAGAUGGAAGCAGAUGAGGCCAAAGUGGAUUUGGAAUUCCAGAGACCUGCUAAUGCUGCCGUAAAACCACCAAACAUUCUUGUUUACUGUGGCAAAAAAGAUUCCAAACGUAAAUUUGAAUCCUUCAAAACCAUGCUUGAAAAAUGCUUGUCUUCAGAUUGCUAUGCGGUUUACCAACUUCAACACAACCAAAUUAGCACAGCGCCCUGGAUGGACAACACAAUAUUGUUGGUUAUUGCUUGUGAAAGACUCUAUGAUGACAUCGAUCAUGUGAUAUUUAGCUAUUUUGAGAAAGGUGGGAAGCUGAUGAGUUUGGCAAGCAAUAUUGAUUCUUUGUUUCUUGACAAAGAAUUGGUUCGUCGUUCUGCAGACUUGGUGAAUGUAUCAUGUCAUCAUUGGAGUAAUGUUCCAAUGAUGGCUGGACGUUACAUCUACUCAAAUGCUUUAAAAUCCUCCAAUUUUAAUUGUACAGUUUUAGCAUCAGAAAGUUCUAGCCAAAACUCUUUGAUUGUUAAGUUAGAAUCUCCAGCAGACCUUGAUCAAGGAGUUGCUGUCUUAUCUCAGGUCUACUUUGACAGUGACCACUGCAGUAAACCGAGUGAGGAUUUUUAUGAAAUUCUUUGCCAUUUGUUGUCCACUCAUCUUGAACUAGAAUGUUCCAGCCAAGAUGUUCCUCAGCUGACUCCAGCCAAACUUUUCACUAAAACAAAGGUUGUGGAAAAACAGCUUCUGGAUAGUCUUGCAUCACGCCUUAAAGAUGGAACACUGAAAUCUUCAGAAGUCUCAUUGACUUUUGUUCGGAAUUUAGAAGUUCUGAACUCGGCUGCAAGUGCUGUUAAUCUCCCUGUUGUGAUCAGUGAUGACACAUAUCAUCCCCGAUACUUCAAUGCCAAAAAGUAUUGGGACAACCUCCACUCUGCUGUGCUGGGCAAUGCUAUAUUCUUUGUUGAGGUCGUUCCCACGACCAUGCCAUUGCUUAAUCAGAUGUUAAUAUCUGUGCCAAAAACCGUUGGGAUGAUUGCAAUAGCUGGAAGACAAACAAGCGGCAAAGGCCGUGGUGGUAACCAGUGGUUGAGUCCCGUUGGCUGUGCUAUGUUCACUCUUCAUGUUCAACUUGAUCGCAGUUCAUUACUUGGUAGCAAUCCUGUCUUCCUGCAGCAUAUUGUCACGGUUUCUGUGGUCCGCAGUGUCAGGACACUGCCAGGAUAUGAGGAACUGGAUCUGAGAGUGAAAUGGCCCAAUGAUCUCUAUUAUGGUAAAAAGACGAAACUGGGUGGCGUCGUCGUUAACAGUUCUAUAGCAACACAAUCCAUUGAUGCCAUUAUUGGUUGUGGUUUCAAUGUGGAGAACAGCAAACCCACAUUUUGCAUCAACGAUUUGAUACACGAGUACAACAUGGAGAACGGUAAACAUCUGGCACCACUGAAUAAAGACCAACUGAUUGGUCGAACUGUGACCAUCAUUGAAGAAUUGAUUGAUCGAUUCAAUACCAAAGGUCAUGAAGAUUUCCAGCUGCUCUACUACCAAUACUGGUUACAUAGGGGAGCCAAAGUUCGUCUUGAAUGUGAAAACAAUCUGGAAGUUGACAUAAAUGGUUUAGAUGAGAACGGUUUCCUGCAAGUGAAGACUGCAGAAGGACAUUUGAUUAGUGUGCAACCUGAUGGCAACACUUUUGACUUUAUGAAGAACUUAAUUGCAAUUAAAACUAAUUAGACACCAACACAACAGAAAGAUUAAAUAACUUUACAAAAAAAUAAAAACAAAAUGGUCAAAUUUCUCUUUCUGAAUAAAUGUCAUCUGUGUUACCAUGGACACCAAGAGAAUAACUACUUAAAAGAGCUUGCGAACCUUGGUAAUGUUGUAUGUUUGUGGGUGUCUGUGCUGACCAGAGACUGUUCAUUAAUUUUAAUGAGCCGACAGACUUGAAGUUGAGUAUUAAAAUCUGCAGACCAAGAAGGUUUGGAGAUGUGCAGUCUGGCAUAAUUGGUCAUUAGAAUAAUUGAAGAAGGGGUGGGGUGAAUUUUUCUCAAUUAGACAUGAAACCUGACAAACACUGCAAUAAGCAUCCUGACAACAACAACAGCAACAACUUUUAUUAUUACUUCUAAUUUUGGCAUAUAGCCAACAAUUUUGUGAAGAGGUGGUGUUAGUACUAUCGACCCCAGUAUUUGACUGGUACUUUAUGUUGACCUCAGCUGGAUUUGAUCUUGCAACAUAAAGAGCCAGUAGAAACAGUACAAGACAUUCUCUCUGGUGCUCUAUUGAUUUGACCAAUCCACUGCUAUAAUAAUAAUAUCAAUCAUAAUGAUGAUGGUCCCAAGGCAUCGAGCUGGCAGAAUCGGUCGCAUGCCAGGCAAGAUGUUCAAUGGCAUUUCGUUCAUCUUUAUGUUCAGAGUUCAAAUUCUGCUGAGGUCAGCAUUGCCUUUCAUCCUUUCAGGGUUGAUAAAAUAAGUACCAGUUGAAUAUUGGGGGGGGAGGUUAAAGAAUUGACUUACUUCCUCCCCUGAAAUUGCUGGCCUUGUUCCAAAAUUUGAAAACAAUAAUAAUAACAAUAAUGAUCUCUAACGCAGGCACACAACCAGAAUAUAUCAAACAUUCUAAAUGCAAGAAAAAAUUUUAAAUGAAUAAAACCUAGUUGGAUGCCAUGUGCAAAUUCUGUGAUUAACAAUCCUCACCCACCAUUUUCCAUGGUGAAUUUUCCACAUUUUGAUUAAAUUAUUAAUUAUACAUUU
Molecule: messenger RNA, 3849 nt
Organism: Octopus bimaculoides (California two-spot octopus)
Lineage: Eukaryota; Metazoa; Mollusca; Cephalopoda; Octopoda; Octopodidae
Product: biotin--protein ligase
Biological process (GO): protein modification process
Cellular component (GO): cytoplasm
Molecular function (GO): biotin--[biotin carboxyl-carrier protein] ligase activity
Source: RefSeq, a predicted model, not a curated record